Candidula unifasciata is the source of this 178-nucleotide messenger RNA. The record is from the annotation of a GenBank genome assembly. Lineage: Eukaryota; Metazoa; Mollusca; Gastropoda; Stylommatophora; Geomitridae.
AUGAUGACACAACAGCAUAGCCAUAGCUCGCAGCAAUCUUCUCCUCCCCUGAAAUCCAUCGGACUUCGCCAACCAGCUGUCCUUGGUGCCACGUUAAUUAUCUCAGAGAUUCUCGCAUGGGCUUCGCCAUUGUUUCAGUUUCUGAGUCGACCAUAUUUCCAUGUCUCGUUCACAAAAA